Molecule: messenger RNA, 1023 nt
Organism: Bombina bombina (fire-bellied toad)
Lineage: Eukaryota; Metazoa; Chordata; Amphibia; Anura; Bombinatoridae
Product: tyrosine-protein phosphatase non-receptor type substrate 1-like
Exons: 6
Coding region: 1-1023 (340 amino acids)
Source: RefSeq, a predicted model, not a curated record
AUGCAGCUACGAGUAUUCUUCUUUAUAAUCUUCUUGCAACAAACAGGUGCGGUACUGGAACUGACUAUUCAUCCACAGAGCACUAUACGGGGAGCCAAUACACUCAUCCCUUGCACAUUCCAAGUGGAUAAACUCCCUUUAAACCCCAAAUACCUGGCAAUAGCUUGGUACUUUCAAGGAGAGGAGAUUCUGAGCUAUGAUUAUAACAUAAAAACAUCACAUCCAAGGGCUUCCUUAAACACACGUACGGCAAUACAUGGGAUUGCUUCUCUGUCCCUUUCUAACGUAACAAUAUCUGACAGUGGAAUCUACAAGUGUUCAGUCAUUUAUAGUCCGGAUAAGAAAGAGAAGGAAGUGACUCUUGAUGUUUAUGCUAUCCCAAAGAUCAUAAUCACAAACAAUCUUGUUGCAAAGAAGAAUGAGAAUGUUUUAAACUGCACAAUCACCGGCUUCUACCCCAUUGAUAUUGAUAUUAAAUGGCUCAGAGACCAAGAGGUUCUGAAAUCUGUAAUUUAUUACACACCCCAGAGAAAUUCUGAUGGGACGUACUCAGUGAACAGCUCUGUCAUAAUCACACCCACCAAGGAAAAUGAAAAUCAGACCUACUCAAUCAGGGUCCUACAUGCAUCUCUCCAGAAACCUCUUCAGAAAGAUUUUCAACUUGUCUAUGGAGUGGUUCCCUCUAUUCACAUGAGAUCUACACAGCUCCAUCAAAAGGAAGAGACAACAUUAAUUUGUCAAGUAUGGGGGUUCUAUCCAGAAUCCAUUUCUGUAAAUUGGUACCUUAAUGGAGCUCUUGUGAAACCAAAAUCCAUCCAACAAUUUAAUGGUUCAUUCCUAGAGUCUGUCUACCAAUUUACACAAACAACUGAACAUCACAAGGUGGAGAUGUCAUGUGAGGUGGAACAUGCAACGCUCUCCAAACCUCUUGUAGAGAAGCUUGUGGUUCAACUGAAAGGUCAGUGGAAACUUUAUUUGCCAAAUGUAGAGGAACAUCCUUUUAUAGAUGAAACAGGAAUGUAA